AUAAAGAGAAUUUAGUGUAAAGAAUGUACUAUCCUACCAUUGGUAGUCAUCUACUUGGCCUUUGAGUUACAGAGUAUUUAAGCAUUUCGAAAAAGUUUAUCUAACAUUCUAGUAAAAAAUGUGGAGGAUCACAAAGGAAGACUAAACCAUCAUGGUUCUCAUUAUGUCUCUUCUAAAGGAGCAGGAAACAAUCUAUUACAAGCCUAGCGUUAACAUAUUAGUCCUUGAGCUUUUACUUUUGGAAAGGUGCCAAGCAAUGUCCCUUGGAAAUUAGUCCCCAAGGAUGAUGGAAUGUUGCAUUCUCAGCAACCUCCAGUAUAUGAAGUGCCGUGGAAUUAUUAGGGUGAGAGGCAAGGGAUAUUCAGCUCUGCUUAAGUUCAUAGUCGCUCGCAGGUAUUUUUUAGAGAUAUAACUUCCUCUCAAAUUUUGCAUUUGACGAGGAACUGAACAAAAUUUGAAGGUUGAUUUACCUCAGGAAAAAAAUCCGUGACAAAAAUGUAAACAUUAUGCAUUUGAAAGGAAAACAAUAUUAUAUCACAGAAAUUUUCAUCUCCUUAAAGGCUUUAUUUUAUUUUACUUUAUUUUUUUGAAGAAUACUUUGAGCUUGACAAAAUUCCAGGCAGGUAAUAUUGGAAGAAAAAAUUUUCACCACGGUUGGCUCACUGUAAGUAUUAUUCUCAAAAUUAGAGGGUUUUAGGUCAGAUCAUGCAGCCCUGGUGGUACAGUGGUUAUACGCUCGGCUGCUAAUCAAAUCCUCAGCAGUUCAAAUCCACCAAGUCAACCUGUGGGAGAAAGACGUGGCAGUCUGCUUUCGGUAAAGAUCUACAGCCUUGGAAACCCUGGGGGGCACGUGGUACUCUGUCCUCAGGGUCACAAUGAGUCGGAGUCAACUCCACGGCAACGGGUUUUGGUUUCUUUUAGGUCAGAUCAAAUAAAAUGGAGACAUCUACACAUGCCUUACCCAUAAGCGACGCUAGGGUUUGUGGAAACAGACUUAUGGAGUUGGUGGAAUCAGCUGUAUAUGAGCAAUUGUUUCAUAUUUUGGAACUAUAACUUUCAGAGGGUAUUUUAUUUUCAAUAGUCAAGAAAACAAAAUGUCUUCUGGAAAUGAAUAUUCUGUGGUCUCCAAUUUUAAUACAUCACAGUAAAGACUCCAAAGGUUGAAGUUUCCAAUCUGUCUUGUUUUAAAUGACACUGAAAGCAAAAGGACAGUAAAUGAUGGAUUAAAACUUUGUUUCUGUCACUGCUUACUACACGUUUAGAAUUUUUCUUCAGGUUGCUGAAAUUAAUGAUAAUUAAGAACAUAGUGUUAUGAGCGUGCUUUUUGUAGUAAACCUAACGUGGUAGAAUCACAGAGCCAACAUUUACUCGCUUUUACUUUGGAUAAAUUACUUAAACUUCUGUGCCAAUUUUCUUAUCAAAAAAUGUGAGUAAUAAUAACACCUAUGGCAUGAUAUUUUCAUGGAGAUUAAAUGUGUUAGGAAAGGGAAGCCUUGAGAACACUGGUCAUUUCAUGCUAAUUACAUAAUAUAUGUUACUUUCUGAUUAUAUAACAUUCCAAUGUCCAUUUACACCCCUAUUUACAUAUAGCAAUGAAAUUAAGAUUUUGUUCAGUCAUAUUUUGUAAUCUACUCUGUAUUACCAAUUUCUAGAAACACAGAACUGUUCUUUUUUUCUUUUUUUUUUAAUGCCAGAUCAUUCAUCCAAACAAAAACCUGUUUGAAGUCACUGGUGCUAAGUAUUAAUUUAAUCUUCUACAGUUUAGAGAAAUUGCAUACUAUGAGUAGAAGUAAUAACACAAACGUGUCUGACUUCAUCCUCAUGGGACUGACAGACUCUGAAGAGAUCCGGCUGGUCCUCUUUACUCUAUUUUUCCUGAUAUACCUGGUUACUCUGCUGGGGAAUACAGGGAUGAUACUAAUAAUCCACCUGGAUCUCCAGCUUCACACCCCCAUGUAUUUUUUCCUCAGUCAUCUGUCAUUCCUUGACCUCAGCUACUCGACGGUCAUUACUCCUAAAACCUUAGAGAACCUACUGACUUCAACCAAGGAUAUUUCAUUCAGGGGCUGUUUCACCCAGCUUUAUUUUUUUGUCUUCUUGGGUGCCACUGAAUGUUUUCUUCUGUCUUCUAUGGCCUAUGAUCGCUACGUAGCUAUCUGCAAUCCUCUACGAUACCCAGUUAUUAUGUCCGUGACACUCUGCCGCUCCCUCAUCACUGCAUCCUAUGUGAUCGGCUUCAUUGACUCCUUUGCCAAUGUCCUUUGCAUGAACACACUGCGUUUCUGUGACUCCAAUAUAAUCCAUCACUUUUUCUGUGACAUACACCCAAUUUUAGCCCUGUCCUGCACUGAUACACGUGAUACUGAGAUCAUGAUAUUCAUUUUUGCCGGCUCUACCUUAGUGGUGUCUCUUAUCACAAUCUCUGUGUCCUAUGCAUCCAUUCUCUCCACUAUCCUGAAAAUCAAUUCCACUUCAGGAAAGCAAAAAGCCUUCUCUACCUGUGCCUCCCACCUCCUGGGUGUCACCAUCUUCUACGGUACCAUGAUUUUUACUUAUUUAAAGUCAAGUAAGUCCUACUCCUUGGGAAAAGAUCAAGUGGCCUCUGUUUUUUAUACGAUUGUGAUCCCCAUGCUGAAUCCACUCAUUUAUAGUCUCAGGAACAAAGAAGUGAAAAACGCUCUCAUUAGAGUUAUGCAGGAGAGAGAGCACAAGGCAUGUAAGAUGACAGUGAUGUUCCCUUUUUAA
Molecule: messenger RNA, 2745 nt
Organism: Loxodonta africana (African savanna elephant)
Lineage: Eukaryota; Metazoa; Chordata; Mammalia; Proboscidea; Elephantidae
Product: olfactory receptor 8H1-like
Exons: 1
Coding region: 1780-2745 (321 amino acids)
Biological process (GO): sensory perception of smell; G protein-coupled receptor signaling pathway
Cellular component (GO): membrane
Molecular function (GO): G protein-coupled receptor activity; odorant binding; olfactory receptor activity
Source: RefSeq, a predicted model, not a curated record